AUGGCCACGAUGCGUGCUGUAGACGUCCACAAUAAAAAAGGCCCCGCCACCUCCCUCUUCAUCAACCCCAACACCCCUCGCCCAUCCCCGAAAGGAUCAGAAUGUCUCAUCAAAGUCCGCGCUUUUGGCCUCAACCGCGCCGACACGCUCCAGCGUGAAGGCAGAUACCCGGCUCCACCUGGAGUCACGCAGACCAUGGGAUUGGAAUUCUCGGGAAUCGUUGAGGAAGUUGGCAGUGGUCAGACUGAUGACGAAUGGAAGAAGGGUGAAGAAGUCUUUGGGCUGACAUAUGGAGGCGCGUAUGCGGAGUAUGUAGUGGUGAAUAAGAAAAUGCUAUUGAGGAAGCCAGCGGAGUUGGGCUGGGAGGUGUGUGCGGGUAUACCUGAAGUCUGGAUGACAGCGCUCCAAGCCCUGCGCCUAGUGGGAGAAUGGUGUCCAGAGAAGAAAAGCAUCCUCUGGCACGCCGGCGCCUCCUCCGUCUCCAUCGCAGGCAUUCAGCUCUCCCUCAACCUCUCCCCUACCCCAAAAGUCUACGCCACGACCCGCCAGGACGCAAAGUGCACCUUUGUCGUAGACGAAAUCGGCGCAACUUCAGCUUUCAAAAGCACCAAACCCUACACCAAAGCCGACGGCUCAGAAGGCGGUACGUGGGCCGACGAGGUCCGCCGCACAAACAACAACGAAGGCAUCGACCUCGUCAUCGACUACAUUGGCGCCCCUUACUUCGGCGACAACCUCGCCGUCCUCGCAAAGGAUGGGAGAGUUGUGCAGCUUGGUGCGUUGGGAGGGACUGUCCUGCCUGAGAAGACAGAUAUCAGUGCUUUCAUUAUGAAGCGGGCGAGUUUUGUGGGUUCGACGCUGAGGAGUAGGGACCCGGAGUAUCAGGGGAGGCUGAGGGAUCUGCUUGCGGAGGAGGUGCUGCCGAAGUUGGUGAGGGGGGAGUAUAGGAUGCCGUUGGAGAGGGUGUUGAGUUGGAGGGAUAUCGGGGAGGCGCAUCUUUUGCUGGAGGGGAAUAAGACGAUGGGGAAGUUGGUUUGCGUGGUGGAUUGA
Messenger RNA from Fulvia fulva, 1050 nucleotides. RefSeq names its product Quinone oxidoreductase PIG3. The record is from RefSeq and is a predicted model, not a curated record. The transcript has 3 exons. Bases 1 to 1050 code for a protein of 349 amino acids. NCBI's taxonomy places the organism in Eukaryota, Fungi, Ascomycota, Dothideomycetes, Mycosphaerellales, Mycosphaerellaceae. Gene Ontology annotation, molecular function: oxidoreductase activity.